Aspergillus ochraceoroseus IBT 24754 is the source of this 297-nucleotide messenger RNA. RefSeq names its product U6 snRNA-associated Sm-like protein LSm8. Gene Ontology annotation, molecular function: RNA binding. Lineage: Eukaryota; Fungi; Ascomycota; Eurotiomycetes; Eurotiales; Aspergillaceae. The transcript is spliced from 2 exons. Bases 1 to 297 code for a protein of 98 amino acids. Gene Ontology annotation, cellular component: U6 snRNP; U4/U6 x U5 tri-snRNP complex; precatalytic spliceosome. Gene Ontology annotation, biological process: mRNA splicing, via spliceosome. The record is from RefSeq and is a predicted model, not a curated record.
AUGUCUAUCAAUUCCUACAUUAAUAAAAAAGUCCUAAUUUUGACGGUCGACGGUCGAACUCUCCUCGGAACUCUUCUCUCCACCGAUCAACUCACAAAUCUCGUACUCUUGGAUACGAUCGAGCGAAUUAUCCGGACGCCUGAUGACCCCGAGCCAAGUUCUCAGAUCGAACACGGACUCUAUCUAAUCCGUGGAGAUAAUGUCGUGCUGUGUGGGGAGGUAGACGAGGCGAUUGAUCGAGAUAUCGACUGGGCCAAGGUAAAAGGCGAGGUAGUGCGGGGAACCAAGAAUGCAUGA